UCCGUAACGCCAAAAAAUCUCCCGACAAGUUCUGCGCGAAAACAAAAGCAGAUGCACGAGUGAGUUUUAGAGCCGAGUCCUAUGCUCCAGGCCCCGAUCUCAAUCGAGCGUGCGUAAUUUCUCCGACAUAAACAAAAGUACGAGAAAGUAAAUAAAUUUGGGGUUUUGCAGCGUACCUAUAGAAAAGUACGAUGCGGUUAAUUGAUCACAGACAAGUUCUCUCUGGAAGUGCUUCACUUCUCUGAGCUCCACCAUAGUCAAUGCCCAAUAGUUCACCCGAAAUGGCCUAGUCAGAACUUUUUUAUGACAUUUGAUGGGGGAUUCUGCGUUGCCGUGUUGAAAGCUCUCUCAUUUCUUCCAAGUGCUUUAGAACGGCUCCUCCUGUUUGAGAAAUUAAAUCCGUCUACUUUCAGGGCUUCUGCUGAAUUGUGAUACUCUGUUCAGAUCAACAAUAUGAGUAUGAUUUACAGCUUCUGCAACAAAUUACUUUAUAGAGGGAUUAUGUCCAAGAGAAUGUACAGUUCAAGUGAACUAAGAGCAGAGGUUUCAGAUCCCCCGAAAAGAAUUUGUGAAAUUAUGAUGUCUUGCCCGGCAUUAGUUCUUGAUACUGCUCUUAACCAAAGUGGUGUUAAGGUUGCUCCAGAUAUAGUUGAGGAUGUCCUCAAGAGAUUUGAGAAUGCCGGUAUGUUGGCGUAUCGGUUCUUUGAAUGGGCUGGGAAACAACAAAAUUAUGUGCACAGUGUCAGGGCUUUCCACACCAUGAUCAAUUCCCUGGCCAAGAUAAGGCAGUAUCAGAUAAUGUGGGACCUUGUGAAUACUAUGAAGAACAUGGGGAUGCUAAAUGUUGAGACAUUUUGCAUUAUGAUGAGGAAGUAUGCCAGAUCUCAGAAGGUGGAGGAGGCAGUUUACACAUUUAAUGUCAUGGAGAAAUAUAAUCCCCCCAAUCUAGCUGCAUUCAAUGGCCUUCUAAGUGCUUUGUGCAAGUCCAAGAAUAUAAGGAAGGCACAGGAGAUCUUUGACAGUAUGAAGGAUCGAUUUAUUCCCGACUCAAAGACUUACAGUAUAUUACUUGAGGGAUGGGGAAAGGCUCCAAAUCUGCCGAAGGCGAGGGAGAUUUUCCAGGAAAUGGUUGACGUGGGAUGCAACCCUGAUAUAGUUACUUAUGGCAUCAUGGUUGACGUUCUUUGCAAGGCAGGGAGAGUUGACGAAGCCAUUGGAAUUGUUAAGAACAUGGAUACUAGAGCUUGCAAGCCAACAUCUUUAAUUUAUACUGUUUUGAUUCAUACGUAUGGGAUAGAAAACCGCAUUGAAGAUGCUGUAGAUACGUUCUUAGAGAUGGAAAGAAAUGGGAUUAAGCCUGAUGUGGGAGUGUACAAUGCCUUGAUCAGUGCUUUCUGUAACGUAAAAAAGUUAAAGAAUGUGUAUAGGGUCUUAAAUGAUAUGAAUUCCAAGGGCAUUACACCCAAUUCUAGAACUUGCAACAUUAUUCUAAAUAGUUUGAUCAUUGGUGGGGAGACGGAUGAGGCAUUUAGAAUCUUUCGUAGGAUGAUCAAGGUAUGUGAACCGGAUGCAGACACAUACACAAUGAUGAUAAAGAUGUUUUGUGAGAGAGAUGAGCUAGAUAUGGCUCUUAAAGUGUGGAAGUACAUGAGAUUGAAGCGUUUUGUCCCAAGCAUGCACACAUUUUCGGUUCUUAUUAAUGGACUGUGCCAGAAGGGGAAUGCUACUAAAGCUUGUGUCUUAUUGGAAGAAAUGAUAGAGAAGGGAAUCCGACCAUCAAGGUGGACAUUUGAGAGGUUGCGACAAUUGCUUCUAAAGGAAGGUAGAGAAGAUGUACUCAAAUUUCUUCAAGAAAAAAUGGAUCUUCUUGUUAAGGAGCCUUUAUGUGAUUGAGAAGCUAUGUUUAAGCUAUAGCAACUUAUUGAUGUGAUUUGAUGUGGCACAUUAGAUUAUAAAACUCUUUAACAUAAAGUGCUCUGCCGUUUUACAUUCAGGCUUAUCAGUUUGCAAGUUUAUUUUUA
Molecule: messenger RNA, 2021 nt
Organism: Juglans microcarpa x Juglans regia
Lineage: Eukaryota; Viridiplantae; Streptophyta; Magnoliopsida; Fagales; Juglandaceae
Product: pentatricopeptide repeat-containing protein At1g77360, mitochondrial-like
Molecular function (GO): protein binding
Source: RefSeq, a predicted model, not a curated record